This is a messenger RNA of Aspergillus terreus NIH2624, 1188 nucleotides long. Its product is annotated as putative endoplasmic reticulum DnaJ domain protein Erj5. The transcript is spliced from 3 exons. The coding region runs from base 1 to 1188 and encodes 395 amino acids. Gene Ontology annotation, cellular component: endomembrane system. The record is from RefSeq and is a predicted model, not a curated record. NCBI's taxonomy places the organism in Eukaryota, Fungi, Ascomycota, Eurotiomycetes, Eurotiales, Aspergillaceae.
AUGAAGUCCACCGUACUCCGUCUUGUUUGCUUCGCUGUCCUGUUGGUUCUCGCCGCAGCGUGGACCAAGGAAGACUAUGAAAUCUUCCGACUGAACGACGAAGUCACCGCCGCGGAGGGCGCCAACGUGACCUUCUACGAUUUCCUCGGUGUCAAGCCCAGCGCCAACCAAGACGAACUCAACAAGGCCUACCGCAAGAGAUCUCGUCAGCUGCACCCGGACAAGGUCAAGCGCAGCUUCAUCGCCAACCGCUCCACGGACAAGACCCGGGCCAAAUCCUCCAAGACCGGCGUCCACGUCAACAAGGGCCCCUCGCAGCGCGAAAUCGCCGCCGCCGUCAAGGAAGCCCACGAACGUUCCGCCCGCCUCAACACCGUCGCCAACAUUCUCCGCGGGCCCGGCCGCGAGCGCUACGACCAUUUCCUCAAGAACGGCUUCCCCAAGUGGAAGGGCACCGGAUACUACUACUCGCGGUUCCGGCCGGGCCUGGGCUCCGUGCUGGUUGGGCUGUUCCUCGUCUUCGGCGGCGGCGCGCACUACGCGGCCUUGGUGCUGGGCUGGAAGCGUCAGCGCGAGUUUGUGGAUCGGUACAUCCGACAGGCGAGACGCGCCGCCUGGGGCGAUGAAUUGGGUGUGAGGGGCAUUCCGGGGGUCGACGCGACGGGAGGUGUGCCUGCGCCCACGCCCGAUGCCGGCGACGCCGGCGCCGCGGCCAUGCCGAUGAACCGUCGCCAGAAGCGCAUGAUGGAACGCGAGAACCGCAAGGAGAAGAAGGCGCCGAGAGCGUCGUCCCGGGGUUCGGGCACCGCCACUCCCACGACGGAGUCGGUCGAGCCCACCGGGGAGAGGAAGCGCGUGGUCGCGGAGAACGGAAAGGUCCUGAUCGUGGACUCGGUCGGGAAUGUCUUCCUUGAGGAGGAGUCCGAGGACGGCGAGCGCCAGGAGUUCCUCCUCGAUGUGGAGGAGAUCCCGCGCCCUACUAUGCGUGAUACGAUGGUGUUCCGCCUUCCUGGCUGGGUGUUCCGCAAGACCGUUGGACGGGUGUUUGGGUCCUCUGAUGCCGUCGAGGAGGAGGAUUCGCCCGAAGCGGCGGAGUCUGCGGGCGAUGAGCCGACGACGUCCAGCUCGGCCAUGGCGUCGAAUGGCAAAUCCUCGCGCCGGAGGGGAAGGCGGUCUCAGAAAUCCUGA